AUGAAAACGAAGUUUGACUGCAUCAGUACCGGGAAAAGAAAUAGACCCUCUCCAAAUAAUAUCGAUCUCAACGACCAGUCAGCUACAUUUAAAAGGAAUAAAAAAAAUAGCCGCCAACCAAGCUUUAAAGUGGGUUUGUCUUAUAAUAGUUUACUGGAUGAUUGUGAUAAUGAAAAUGACACAGAAGAUAUAUUUGAGGGUCGUGGUCCACGAUUCUUCGAUAACGAUGAUAAUUUUUCAUUAACAGCAGAUGAUACGCAAGUUACUAGUAAAUUAUUUGAUCAUGACUUAGAAAAGUUACCAAGUGAAGAGGCGAAAAAACCAAAGAGGGUCACGGUUAGGAAAUUACCUAAUAAAUGUUUGGGUACGAAUAUCUUGCCAGAUUCAUUUAGAGGAGUUUUCAAAUUUACAGAAUUUAAUAAGAUGCAAUCAGAAGCUUUUCCUAGUAUUUACGAAAGUAACGAAAAUUGCAUCAUUUCUUCACCAACCGGAUCAGGAAAAACUGUAUUAUUUGAAUUGGCAAUCUUACGUCUUAUAAAAGAAAUGAAUAGUGAUUCAAAUAAUACCAAAAUUAUAUAUAUCGCUCCCACCAAAUCUCUAUGUUAUGAGAUGUACAAGAACUGGAUUCCUUCCUUCGUCAAUCUUUCUGUCGGCAUGCUCACCAGCGAUACUUCAUUCCUGGAGACAGAAAAGGCUAAAAAAUGUAAUAUAAUAAUUACGACGCCAGAAAAAUGGGAUUUGUUAACAAGACGGUGGUCUGAUUAUAGCCGACUAUUUGAAUUGGUCAAACUCGUCUUAGUUGAUGAGAUUCAUACUAUAAAGGAGAAAAGAGGUGCAACUUUAGAAGUAAUUUUGACAAGGAUGAAUACAAUGUGUCAGAACAUUAGGUUCGUUGCUCUAAGCGCAACUGUUCCAAAUAUAGAAGACCUCGCAUUGUGGCUCAAAACCAACAACGAGGUUCCUGCAAAUAUUCUUUCUUUCGACGAAUCGUACCGACAAGUUCAGUUAACCAAAUAUGUUUAUGGGUACUCCUUCAAUUGCAAAAAUGAUUUCCAAAAAGACGCCAUAUAUAAUUCCAAAUUGAUUGAAAUAAUCGAAAAGCAUGCCGACAAUCGCCCAGUACUAAUAUUUUGCCCAACCAGGGCUUCAACCAUAUCGACGGCAAAAUUCUUACUGCAUAAUCAUUUUUCUUCGAAAAGUAAGAAAAGAUGUAAUUAUCAUGCCUCUGAUAGAAUAUUAAGCGAAUGCAUGCAACAAGGCAUCGCUUUCCAUCAUGCUGGAAUUUCAUUAGAAGACCGUACUGCGGUUGAAAAGGAAUUUCUUGCAGGUUCAAUAAAUAUAUUGUGUUCAACUUCAACAUUAGCAGUUGGCGUGAACCUUCCGGCUUACUUGGUUAUUAUCAAAGGCACCAAAAGUUGGAACUCUUCUGAAAUCCAAGAAUAUUCAGACCUAGACGUACUGCAAAUGAUUGGGCGGGCUGGAAGACCUCAAUUUGAAACCCACGGGUGCGCAGUAAUUAUGACAGACACCAAAAUGAAGCAAACAUAUGAAAACUUAAUUCAUGGCACUGAUGUUUUGGAAAGUUCAUUGCAUUUGAAUUUAAUCGAGCAUUUGGCAGCAGAAACGUCUUUGGAAACUGUCUUUUCAGUCAAAACUGCUGUAAAUUGGCUACGAAACACAUUCUUUUACGUUAGAUUUGGGAAAAAUCCGGCUGCGUAUCAAGAGGUGAACAAAUAUGUUAGUUUUCACUCGGUUGAAGACUCUCAGAUAAAUCAAUUCUGUCAGUACUUGCUUGACGCCUUAGUAAAAGCAAAACUAAUUGAUAUGAGUGACGGGGAAUACAGAUCGACAGCGUACGGUAACGCAAUGACGCGACAUUACAUUUCAUUUGAAUCCAUGAAACAAUUCAUUAACGCAAAUAAAACUCUAUCAUUACAAGGUGUGUUGAAUUUACUGGCCACCUCUGAAGAGUUUUCGGUUAUCAGAGUGAGGCACAAUGAAAAAAAAUUGUUCAAAGAAAUCAAUUUAUCUCCACUUUUAAAAUAUCCAUUUUUAACUGGGAAGAAACAGAGCCAAAUAAUUGACAAAAUUAGCCAAAAGGUUUCUCUUUUGAUUCAGUAUGAAUUGGGUGGAUUAGAAUUUCCAUCAUACGAAGGGGCUUCCAAAUUGCAUCAAACUCUUGUUCAGGAUAAAUUCCUCGUCUUUAGACAUUGUUUUAGAUUACUAAAAUGCAUGGUAGAUACAUUCAUUGAAAAAAGUGACGGAACAUCGUUGAAAAAUACCCUGUUCUUACUGCGAAGCCUGAAUGGUCAUUGCUGGGAAAACACGCCAAUGGUUCUUAGACAAUUGAAGACAAUUGGGCUAGUUUCAGUACGAAAGCUAAUACGACAUGGAAUUACCAAUCUAGAAGAAAUGGCAAAUUUGUCAGACACUCAGAUUGAAUACUAUCUUAACCUCAAGAUUGGAAGCGGGAUAAAAAUUAAAAACGAUAUUUCCUUGUUGCCUUGUCUGAAUAUUAGAACAAAACUGGAACAUUGCAAAAUGGAAAAUGAGGAUUUGUGGCUGACAUUUAAGGUUGAGAUUAGUGCAUUAUUCAAGUCUAGUAUCUGGCAUGGACAGCACCUCUCAUUGGAUAUUGAAACUGAGAAAAGCUCAGGAGAGUUGGUCGACUUUAGAAGACUUCAACUUAAUAAACUACAGUCACCAAGAGGCUUCAAAAUUUCAGCAAAUAUCUCAUCCAAUCUAGAAAAAAUUGAAUUUUCCAUUCAUUGUCAAGAGAUCGCCGGACUCGGAAAAACAAUCGUAUAUUCCACUGACCAUCUGGCAUCCCAGUUCUUCGCGAAGUCAUCGCAUAUGAGGAAAGAUCUAAGUAGUCUAGAAAAAUGUCUCUUCCAUGUGAGUAGUAGUGACGAAGAAGUUGAGAAAACAUCUAGAUUUUCCCACAAUGUUGGCUUAGAAGAAUCGCUGUCUUCAGAUGACAGCAUAUUAGAUUAUUUGAAUGAGGCGAAGAGGCCGCCAAAGGCGGUUGAACCUGCUGCGGCUAUUCACUCAAACGUACAUUCUUCUUCACAUGGUAGUAAUGGCCGCCAAGUAAGAUCCAAUGGAAAUUAUGAAUGUUUUCACAGUUGCAAAGACAAAACGCAAUGCAGGCAUUUGUGCUGUAAGGAGGGAAUUCCAGGAAAAUAUAUAAAAGAAAAAGGAUCAUCUUCAACCAUGUCAGUAUCGAAAGCUGGUCAAGUACGCCAGCCGCUGCUUGCGAAAAAUACCAAUACAGAUCCCCACCUGGAAAAAGGACCAAAGGGUAAAUUAAGACAGUGGCAGGAAGAAAGUACAGAUACUGGGGCAGUUCACCUGCCUUCUUCAAAAGUUCAUGAUGUCCCUCACAUGUCGUUUAAGGAAGCAAAUGUACAAGUCUUACAACCCGCUCCGGAGAUUUUCCCUGAAAUAACUUCCAUUGAUCUUAAGUCAUCCGAUGGCUAUUCUAGCAAUACAGCGAUAAGCUCAGCAAGUGAUCCGACUGGUGGUCUGGAUUUCUUAGGUUCGGAUAUCGAGUUUGAAUGA
Messenger RNA from Saccharomyces paradoxus, 3561 nucleotides. RefSeq names its product DNA helicase (gene HFM1). Gene Ontology annotation, molecular function: nucleic acid binding; ATP binding. Lineage: Eukaryota; Fungi; Ascomycota; Saccharomycetes; Saccharomycetales; Saccharomycetaceae. Bases 1 to 3561 code for a protein of 1186 amino acids. The record is from RefSeq and is a predicted model, not a curated record. The transcript has 2 exons.